AUGGCAUACUCCAAAGUUUCUCUCCUCGUGCUCCUCGUAGUCGCCGCUUGCGUCCUCAGCGUUUCUGGACAGAGUGAGCCGUACCUAGUCACCAAGGCCCGUCUGACCCGCGCAGCGGCCGUCAGCGCCACCAACGACUUUAACAAAGCCAACGCGCUCGUUGCGCAGCGCGCUCAGGAGCUUAACGAUGCGGAUAAAGCCCUCGCAGACGCCGCUGCCGCAUACAACGACGCGCUACCGCUUGUGAACCGCCUCAAGGCGACCCUCGCGCAGAAACUAGCAGCCAAGGACAAAACCGCCUCCGUGAUUCCCGGCCUGCAGGGCAACCUCGAUGCCGCAAAUGCAGCCCUUGCCAAGGCCAACGCCUCAACGGGAACCGACACGGUCGAUCUUGCAUCCGUGAAGCAACGUGCAGACAUGACGGCGCAGCAGGUUGACCAUCAGAAGGAAGCUCUCGUGAGCAUUAACGCGGCCGUCGCGAAGGCGACUCAGGGCACCGCUAACCCUAACAUGACGGCUGCGGAGGCCAAUGCUGCUCAGUCUGCGCUCGCCGAUAAGACGGCCAUGCAGACGCUCGCGAAGCAGAUUUUGGACGACAUGGUCUCACAGGCGAAGAGCGCGCAGCAGGCGCUGGCGAAGGCCCAGAACGCGGCGAGCGACCCCGCGACUUUGGCGGCGUGCCAAUCGGCGGUCGAAGCGGCACAGGCGGCGCUGGACGCGGCGGUGAAGGCGGACAACGACACGGCGGCGGCGGUGGCGCAGGCGACGAGCGACGUGAACGACGCUUUGGCGUCGGUUCCGGCGAAAUCUGCGGCGGUGAAUAGCGCGAAGAUCGGGCAGAGCAAGGCUGUGGCGGCGAAGGCGAGCGCGGACAAUAAUGUUGCGGCGAUGAAGACCAGGAUGGACGCUGCUGUGGCUGUUGCUGAAUCUGCUGAGUCUGCUGCGAAGACUGCCGGUUAUAACUGGACGUGGUAA
This is a messenger RNA of Closterium sp. Yama58-4, 975 nucleotides long. The record is from the annotation of a GenBank genome assembly. Lineage: Eukaryota; Viridiplantae; Streptophyta; Zygnematophyceae; Desmidiales; Closteriaceae.